AUGUUACUUAUUAUAAUGGCAGCAACAUUAAUUAUUGGCAUAACAAUAUGUUAUUUACGAAGUAUUACAAUAGCUUUAAUGAUUAUUACUGGAACUGCAUUGUCAUUAGGUGUAGGCUGUUUUGUAUAUAAUAUAAUUUAUCGUAUACCAAUAUUUCCAUUUUUGAAUUUAAUGUCUGCGUUUAUAUUAAUUGGUAUUGGUUGUGAUGAUAUAUUUGUAUUUUUUGAUAUAUGGAAUCAAGAAAAAUUAGAAUGGUUAAGAAAAUAUCAAAAUAAAUUAUUAACUGAAAAUGCAAAUAUGUUAGAUGUACCUUUAAAUCAACAAAAAAAUCCAAGCAAAUUAAAAAGAUCAUCUUCUCAUCAUUUAUUUUUAUUUAAACAUUCUAAAGAAAUUCGUAAAGUAUUAUUAAGUGAAGAAGCAUUAAUAGAAAUAAUGUCUAAUACAUUAAAACAUGCUGGUUCAUCAAUGUUUGUUACAUCAUUUACAACAUCAGCUGCUUUUUUUACAAAUAUAUUAACUAAUAUUUCAUUUAUUCAAGUAUUUGGAAUUUUUAUUGGAACAUGUGUUUUAAUUUAUUUUGCUAUUACAUUUACUGCAAUUGCUGCUUUUGCUGUUAUUUAUGAAAAGUAUAUUCAAAAUAUGAUAUCUCAUGUACUUUCAAUGUGUUGUACUGAUUUUGUUAAUAAAUCAGCAAAUAGUGCACCAGCGAAAUUAUAUCAUCGUUUUUCAUUAGCUUGUAGAAAUUUUCGAAAUUAUAUUUUUAGUCAUUUUAUGCCAUUAAUAAUUAUUAAAUUACGUUAUGUAUUAGUAUUAAUUUUUCUUCUUAUGGGUAUUCUAGGUCUUAUUGGUAGCUUUUACUAUCCUAAAUUAAAAGUACCAUCAACACAAAAAACUGCUUUAUUUUUAAAAGAUAAUCCAAUGGAAAUCUAUGAAUUUUCAAUGAAAAAUCAGUUUAAUGGUUAUUUAAAAGAAGAUAAACGUUUAUUUACUUAUCCAGCUAUUUCAUUUGUAUUUGGCAUACGUGAUAUUGAUGAUGGUUAUAUAUUUGAUAUGAAUGAUCGUGGUCGUUUACAUUUAAUGCCAUUAUAUUUAAAUCAACAAAUCACACUUGAAUUUUUUAAAAAUUUUAUUAAACAUUUAGGAACACGAAAAGAUUUAUUUUUGUCAAAUUAUGAUUUAGAAGAAGAUUUUAAAUUAUUUUAUGAGCUUGCUACGGAUGAUAUUUUAAUAGCAAAAAUUAUUAAUGAUCGAGUUAAAUUAAAUGUAUCAAAAACAAAUCAUUUGAAUAUGAUUAAAUAUAUAAGAAAAAUAAAUAAAAAUUUAAUAGAUAAUUUAAUUUCUAAUACAGUACGUACAAUUGAUUAUAAAAUUGAAAAUGAUCAAUCUGAUCAUGAUGGAUAUAUUGAAAAAAAAUUAGAUCAAAUAAAUUUAACUUUAUAUAAAAUAAGUAAUAAACAAUUAAAAAAUCGUUUAAAUCCAAUUAUUAUUUAUUCAAACUAUCGAAAAUCAUUCAAUAGAACAUUAGAAAGAAUUUAUAAAGAACAGAUUCAAAGUAAUUAUGAUGUUAAUGAAACUCGAAUAUCUAUAAAUAAUACACUACGUGAUGCAUUGACAGACGAAUAUCAAUGUUCAGCAUUGAAAACAGCUAUGCAAUGUAUAACAGGUACAGCUGGUGCUGAUAAUAUACCAACAGAUUUUUGUAAUAGAAUACUUACUAAACAACGAUCAUUUAAUUGGGCUGUUUUACCUGAUAAACCGUCAUCAAUCGAUGGAAGUAUUCGACCAUUUGCCGUUUUGAUUACUAUUCGAGGUGCUCAUAAUCGUACCGAUUAUAAUUCAUACAAUAAAUAUUAUAUGAAAGUAAAAAAUUUCUUUGAUCCAUAUAUAAAACAACAUGCACCAGAACAUCUGAAGCAUGCUUGGUUUUCUUCAUCAAAUUUUGCAUUUUAUGGUGUUCAACGUGAAUUACUUUCUGGCUCCUCUUCUUCUCUUCUUGUAUCAUUGGGUAUUGCCUUAGUGGUAUUGUUUCUUACAUCAGGCAAUUUAUUUAUUGCAAUAUAUGCAUUAAUUACUAUUACUUUUGCUAUUGGUAAGCAUCCUUUAUUUUCCUAUGACAUAUUCUUUAAAUGA
Rotaria sordida is the source of this 2130-nucleotide messenger RNA. The record is from the annotation of a GenBank genome assembly. NCBI's taxonomy places the organism in Eukaryota, Metazoa, Rotifera, Eurotatoria, Philodinida, Philodinidae.